Molecule: messenger RNA, 1878 nt
Organism: Closterium sp. Naga37s-1
Lineage: Eukaryota; Viridiplantae; Streptophyta; Zygnematophyceae; Desmidiales; Closteriaceae
Source: the annotation of a GenBank genome assembly
AUGAUGGGACUACCUCCAAAUGCUCCAGCCCCAUUUUCUGCCUUCCGCCUGGCCCCCCGUGCUCCCCCCAGCGAUGUGAGCGGCAACAGCCUGUACGGGCGCAUCAACCGCAACUUCAAGAGCAUGGUGGCGGAUGGCGGUGCGCUCAUCAACUUGGCUCACAACUUCUUCUUCGGUGAUGCCCUGCUCCUCGCUGCCGGCUGCCAGGUCUGCCCCGCUGAGAUCACCCAGCCCAACAACCUCGUCCUGGGGGACACCUUUGAUGUGUUUGCUGGCAAGUGCGAUACUGCUGCUGCCACUGGGCUGCGAGAUUUCUCCAUGGCGGGGGCGGGCAAGGAGGCGAGGGUGAGUGUGGCGGGCAACUGCCUGACGCUCAGCCCGGGCGCGGAGUGCGCAGCCAACGCCACCCAGCGCAGCACGGCAGCCUGCCAGGCGUUCUGCAGCAUCACGGACAACGGCCCGUGUGACGGCCAUGGGGAGUGCGUGCCGCCUGCCCCCGCCUCCCCCUCCAACUUCUCCUGCCUCUGCCAUGCCGGCUACUCUGCCAUCGACUCGGGCAACGGUUCUACCUGUGCCAUCGUCAACUCCACCACCACCACUGUCUCGUCGCUCUCCACGGGCGCCAUAGUGGGCAUUGCUGUGGGCUGCUUUGCUGGCUUCGUUCUGCUGGCAGCUGUGCUCACAUGCCUGCUGUGGCCCCACGGACCAAAGAAGUGGCAGGGGCUGGAAGUGUGCGAGCAGUACUCGCUGCAGCAGAUGGUGAGGGCCACAGACAACUGGUCCAAGGAGAACGAGCUGGGGAGGGGCGGCUUUGGCAUCGUGUACAAGGGGUACUCGCCACAGGGGCAGCUGUGGGCCAUCAAGCGCUCCACUGUCAUGACCAACGACUUUGAGACAGAGGUGCGAGCCAUGGCGACGCUCAACCAUGUGAAUCUGGUGCGGCUGCUGGGCUUUUGUGUGGAUCACAAUGUGGAGACGGGCAAGCAGGAGCAGAUCUUGGUGUACGAGUUUGUGGGUAACAGAGACUUGCACCACCACAUCUUCAAGAGAAAAAGCCCUCUCUCACUGCGGCAGCGACUGCGAGUGGCACAAGGAGCAGCAGAGGGGCUGGCAUACCUGCAUGGGUUUGAGACGCCCAUCAUUCACCGCGACAUCAAGCCCGCUAACAUCCUUGUGACGGCCGACAUGCACGCCAAGGUGGCUGACUUUGGGCUGCUGAAGCUCCUCACCCACUGCGAGGGGGAUGCGACAAGAGUGGCGGGCACUCCCGGCUAUGUGGACCCAGAUUACAACCGCACACACGUGGUUACCACCAUGAGUGAUGUCUUCAGCUUUGGCAUCGUGCUUCUGGAGCUGUUAACUGGCUCGCCACCAGUACACAACCAGUCACACAUCAGACAUUGGGCAAUAGCGAAGGUGGAGGCGUUUGAGUUGGAUGAGCUCAAGGACAGCAAGCUGGAAGCAAGCGAGGAGGCCAUAGUGGCCUUGGCGGACCUCGCUCUGGACUGCGUCAAGAUGCCGGGCACUCGGCGGCCCGACAUGAAGGAGGUUGCUCACAGCCUUGGCGCCCUCAUUGAGAAGUUCUGCCCUAACAAGGAGCCCUGCGAGUUUGUAGAGGAACACUCUUCCUCAGGAAGCCAAUCCAGCCAGCCUGGGGCUCCCUCUAGAGGGUCUCUAGCGUCCAGUACCAUCAGUAAGAGUGACAUCUCCUCCACCGGCCUUGGUUCCAGGGCUGAUUUGAAGGAGUCCCUCCUCAUAGCCCAGCAGUAUCUCUCACCCCUUCCCCCAGUCCACCCGUAUCUUCUGCCCCGCCUCCAGCCCACCUGUUUCUCUCAGUCCUUUCCCCAGCCCUCUUGUUUCACUCGCCCCUCCCCUUAG